UGCAGCAGUAGUGAGUGGCAGUGUCUGAGUGGGCAGUGCAUCGACAAGACGGGCCGCUGUGACCUCGAAUUUCAAUGCUUCGACAAGACUGAUGAAAUUGCGUGUGAGGAGGAGGCGUGCCGGCCCGGCUCUGUGAGGUGCCAUAGUGGACAGUGUGUUGCCGCCUCUCUCUGGUGUGACUGGCAUCCUGAUUGUCCUGAUGCUUCUGAUGAGCGCUUCUGUGGUCAGCCCCGGGAAUGCAGCCGGGAGGAGUUCCGGUGUAGCAGCGGCCAGUGUGUCCCAGCAGAGUACGCCUGUGAUGCUGGUCUGGCCAGGAGGCUGGGCUGUGCUGAUCUCUCUCAUCUCCUCAACUGUUCUGAUCACAUGUGCCGGGCGGGGCAGCUGCGAUGUGGCUCUGGACCUUGUCUGUCCGUAGACAGAGCUUGUGACGGGUAUAUCGACUGUCCACUCACCUGGGAUGACGAGGACAACUGCCCCUUCGCCUGCGCGGCGUCGACCCCGAGCUGUGAGUGUCGCGAUAUUACCAUCAGCUGUGAGCGCCGAGGGCUCACUCUCCUCCCUCAGGAUAUUGAGCUCCAGAUCUCUCGCUUCCGGCUGUCCGGCAACUUCUUCAACCACACCUUGACGCCCGCGUCCUUCACUCGAUACCCUCACGUCGUCUUCCUGGACCUGAGCAACAACAGCCUGACCAGCCUCCCCGCCGGGAUGUUCCUCAGCCUGUCCCGCCUCCGUAUCCUCGACCUCAGGGACAACCUUCUCUCAGCGCUCCGGAACUCCACCUUCCUGGGCCUGGCCAGCCUCAGGACGCUUCACCUAACGGGCAACAAGCUGGUCGCUAUAGAAGGGUGGUCGCUCUAUGGUCUCUCCUCCCUCUCAGCACUGUAAGUAUCACACUAACUACCGCUGCUCCUCUAACUAUCGCUGCUCCUCUAACUACCGCUGCUCCUCUAACUACCUCUCCAUCAAUGAUAACAAUUG
Molecule: messenger RNA, 978 nt
Organism: Procambarus clarkii (red swamp crayfish)
Lineage: Eukaryota; Metazoa; Arthropoda; Malacostraca; Decapoda; Cambaridae
Product: G-protein coupled receptor GRL101-like
Cellular component (GO): extracellular matrix
Molecular function (GO): protein binding
Source: RefSeq, a predicted model, not a curated record